This is a messenger RNA of Ostreococcus lucimarinus CCE9901, 2091 nucleotides long. RefSeq lists its product with no specific name. Gene Ontology annotation, biological process: mRNA splicing, via spliceosome; spliceosomal complex assembly. Gene Ontology annotation, cellular component: Prp19 complex; precatalytic spliceosome; post-mRNA release spliceosomal complex. The transcript has a single exon. The record is from RefSeq and is a predicted model, not a curated record. The coding region runs from base 1 to 2091 and encodes 696 amino acids. Gene Ontology annotation, molecular function: protein binding. NCBI's taxonomy places the organism in Eukaryota, Viridiplantae, Chlorophyta, Mamiellophyceae, Mamiellales, Bathycoccaceae.
AUGUCCGACACGGCUCGCGCGACGCGGGUGAAGAAUAAAGCGCCCGCGCCGGUGCAAAUCACCGCGGAACAAAUCGUGCGCGAAUCCGCGGAGCGCGCGGAGGACGUGUACGGGGCGCCGAAGCGGAAGAUCGCGGACCAGGAGGAGCUGAAGGAGUACAGAUACGAACAGCGGAAGCAGUUCGAGGAUCGAGUGCGGUCGUCGUACUGGGAACCGCGGGCGUGGAUACGGUACGCGAAGUGGGAGGAGGGACAGGGGGAUUUGCCGAGGGCGCGAAGCGUGUGGGAGCGAGCGCUGGAACAUCACGGACGGGACGUGCCGAUAUGGUUGCAGUACGCGGAGAUGGAGAUGAAGAACAAAGCGAUCAAUCACGCGAGGAACGUGUGGGAGCGGGCGUGCUCGACGCUGCCGAGGAUUGAUGUGUUUUGGUACAAGUACGUGAACAUGGAGGAGACGCUCGGGCAGGUUGCGGCGGCGAGACAGGUUUUCGAGAAAUGGAUGAAGUGGGAACCCGAACACACGGCGUGGAACGCGUAUGUGAAGAUGGAGCAGAGGUACGGGGAGAAAGAGCGGGCGAGGGAUAUCUUUCAGCGGUAUGUGCAGGUGCACCCGGACGUGAAGGCGUGGACGCGCUGGGCAAAGUUUGAGUUUUCGUCGGGCGAACGCGACAAGGCGCGCGAGGUGUACGAAGCCGCGGUGGAGUUUCUGCGGAACGAACCAGAGGUUGGGAACUUAUACGCCAACUUUGCCAAGUUUGAGGAGAUGUGUCACGAAGUUGAGCGCGCUCGGGCGAUUUAUAAAUUCGCUCUCGAUCGUUUGCCCAAGGAGCAAGCCGAGUCUGUGUACAAGGAGUUUAUGAAGUUUGAAAAGAUGCACGGAAAUCGAGAAGGGAUCGAGGACGUCGUUGUGGGGCAACGACGGUUCAAGUACGAGGAAGAAGUGUCCAAGAAUCCGCUGAACUACGACACUUGGUUCGAUUACAUUAGACUAGAAGAAAACGCCGGCGACAUGGCGAAGACGCGCGAGGUGUACGAACGCGCCAUCGCCAACGUGCCGCCAGCGAACGAAAAACGCUUUUGGCAGCGAUACAUUUAUAUUUGGAUCAACUACGCGCUUUACGAAGAGCUCGAGGCGCGAGACGUGGAACGCACGCGAGAGGUGUACCGAGCGUGCCUCAAGGUGAUUCCACACGCCGAGUUUUCGUUUUCAAAGAUUUGGAUCAUGGCGGCAAAGUUCGAGCUUCGUCAGCGACGACUCGAUGCGUGCCGUAAGAUUUUUGGAUUGGCCAUUGGAUUAGCACCGAAGGCAAAGAUAUUCGCGACUUACAUUGAGAUCGAGUUCCAGCUCGGGAACGUCGACAGGUGUCGCACCCUGUACGAAAAGUACUUGGAAAUUGAGCCGCAAAAUUGCUCGACGUGGAUCAAGUACGCCGAACUCGAGCGAUCGCUCGGAGAAAUCGAACGUGGGCGCUCGAUUUUCGAACUCGCGGUUGAUCAGGCCAUGCUAGACAUGCCGGAGGUACUUUGGAAGGCGUACAUCGAUUUCGAGACGUCCGAGGGAGAGCGCGAGCGUACGCGCGCGCUUUACGAGCGUCUUCUCGAGCGUACGAAGCACGUCAAGGUAUGGAUGUCUUACGCGCGCUUCGAAGCAACACCGAUUGUUGUUGUGGAUGACGACGCCGACGACGCUGCGAUAGCCGCCGCCACCGCCGCGGCGGAGAACGACGAGCACGAACGCCUCGAGACGCGCCAAGCGAAAAGCCGCGCCGUGUACGAGCGAGCGCUCGCUGAACUCAAAGAAAUCGAUCCAGACGCCAAAGAAGAGCGUGUCAUGCUUCUCGAGGCGUGGAAGUCAUUCGAAGACACCUUACCGAGCGAAUUCUCGAAAUCCGCCGACGUCAAGGCGCGUCUUCCCAAGCGCGUUAAGCGCAAGCGCGCCGUCGAGGACGACGACGGUCGCGAAAUCGCACAGGAAGAGUACUACGAUUACGUCUUCCCCGACGACGCCGGCGCCGCGCAACCGUCGCUCAAGCUUCUCGAAGCCGCGUACGCGUGGAAGAAGGCCAAAGCCGCGGCUGAGGCGACGGAUUAA